Molecule: messenger RNA, 2118 nt
Organism: Sordaria macrospora k-hell
Lineage: Eukaryota; Fungi; Ascomycota; Sordariomycetes; Sordariales; Sordariaceae
Biological process (GO): L-glutamate transmembrane transport; aspartate transmembrane transport; malate-aspartate shuttle
Molecular function (GO): L-glutamate transmembrane transporter activity; calcium ion binding; L-aspartate transmembrane transporter activity
Source: RefSeq, a predicted model, not a curated record
AUGUCCACAGCUGCGGUUAAGGAAGCGGUCAAGGAGACCCUCAUCGGCUCCGAUGAGCACGCCGCCGCCGGCCAGGUGCAGCCUACUGCUCAGACCAAGGCGCGUUUCACUCGCUACGCCGUCCAAGAUUCCGAGACGGGGGAGCUCUUUUUGGGACCUGAUCAAUUCAUCGAUGCCGUGGCCCCGCCUCAUGAGGAUUACCAUAAGAUCCAGCGCGAGCAAUACAGCAUCCUAUUCAGCGUCGCCGACCGAGCGAACAAGGGCAAGGUGACCCUCUCCGACUGGACAUAUUUCGAAAACUUGCUUGAAAAGCCCGAUGCCGAGUACGAGAUUGCCUUCCGCCUGUUCGACGUCGAGCGUCUCGGUACCGUCAAGUAUGAAGACUUCCGUCGUCUUUAUGAGCUCAACAAGGGGCCCGAUAGCAUCCCGUUCGACUGGGAUUGCGAAUGGGCCAAACUGUAUAUCGGUAGCAAGACUAAGAGGCACAACCUGGACUACCAGCAAUUCUCCCAGAUGCUUCGUGGCCUCCAGGGCGAGCGCAUCCGCCAGGCUUUCCAGUUGUUCGACAAGGAUGGCGAUGGCUUCAUCGAACCCGAGGACUUCGAGCGCAUCAUUAUGGAGACCUCAAAGCAUAAGCUCUCCGACCACCUCCUCGAAAACUUGAACACUCUGUGCAACAUCUCGCAGGGCAGCAAGGUCUCGUAUGCGAAUGUCAGGGCCUUCCAGAACAUGAUUAAGGAAAUGGAUCUGGUUGAGCUCAUUAUCCGUAAGGCUUGCGAGAAGAGCCAGGACGGCAAGAUCACUCGUACCGAGUUCCUCAACCAGGCGGCCAAGAUUACCCGCUUCUCCCUCUUCACCCCAAUGGAAGCGGACAUUCUGUUCCACUUCGCGAGUGUUGGAAACCCCUCCGGCCGACUUGGUCUCGAAGAUUUCGCCAAGGUUCUUGACCCUACCUGGAGGAACCGCCAUGUCGCCGAGGCCAGACUUCUGCCCAAGAUUGCCCAGACAAAGGGCCAGCAGUUUGCCCACCAGGCGGGCGAGUCGGCUUACAACUUUAUCCUCGGCAGUUUAUCUGGCGCCUUCGGUGCCUUUAUGGUCUAUCCCAUUGAUCUGGUCAAGACAAGAAUGCAGAACCAGAGAGGCGCUUCGCCCGGAAGCAGACUCUACGACAACUCCAUCGAUUGUUUUAGAAAAGUCAUUCGCAACGAGGGCUUCAGGGGUCUUUACUCGGGUGUCCUUCCUCAGCUUGUUGGUGUCGCGCCCGAGAAGGCUAUCAAGCUGACUGUCAACGACCUUGUUCGUGGUGCAUUCACUGAUAAGCAGGGCGACAUCAAAUUGAUGCACGAGAUCAUUGCUGGUGGUACCGCUGGUGGCUGCCAAGUCGUCUUCACCAACCCUCUGGAGAUUGUCAAGAUUAGACUGCAGGUCCAGGGCGAAGUUGCUAAGAGCGUUGAGGGGGCUCCUAAGCGCUCCGCCAUGUGGAUUGUCCGUAACUUGGGCCUAGUCGGACUGUACAAGGGCGCCUCUGCUUGCCUCCUCCGCGAUGUCCCAUUCUCGGCCAUUUACUUCCCCACUUACUCCCACCUCAAGAAGGAUCUCUUUGGCGAGUCACAGACCAAGAAGCUCGGCGUUCUCCAGCUUCUCACGGCCGGUGCCAUUGCCGGUAUGCCCGCUGCUUAUCUUACGACACCCUGCGACGUCAUCAAGACUCGUUUGCAGGUCGAGGCCCGUAAGGGUGACACGCAGUAUACUGGUCUCAGGCACGCCGCUAAGACUAUCUGGAGGGAGGAAGGCUUCAAGGCCUUCUUCAAGGGCGGCCCUGCCCGUAUUCUCCGUUCCUCGCCGCAGUUCGGUUUCACCCUUGCCGCUUACGAGCUUCUCCAGGGUGUCCUGCCUUAUCCUGGACAGAAGGCCGAGAGGAUGCACCAGGGCGUUGCUGACGCUGUCUCCUUGGUGCAGGACAGCGUGGCUGGUGACAGCCCGUACACGAGGUCCCGCAACGCUCUCAAGAUCCUCCUGGAUCUUGAUGAGCAUUUUGGUCGCGUUAAACUUGAUGCUAAUGCGGCUGGUUGGAAGGCUCUGCCCACAUGGAUGCAGAACCCUCCCAAGACCGCGUAA